Monomorium pharaonis (pharaoh ant) is the source of this 1996-nucleotide messenger RNA. RefSeq names its product casein kinase II subunit alpha (gene CkIIalpha). Gene Ontology annotation, cellular component: nucleus; cytosol; protein kinase CK2 complex. The record is from RefSeq and is a predicted model, not a curated record. Gene Ontology annotation, molecular function: protein serine/threonine kinase activity; ATP binding. The transcript has 7 exons. Bases 135 to 1187 code for a protein of 350 amino acids. NCBI's taxonomy places the organism in Eukaryota, Metazoa, Arthropoda, Insecta, Hymenoptera, Formicidae. Gene Ontology annotation, biological process: protein phosphorylation.
UAUUACUGUUCUCACAUGCACAUUGCUGGAUAAGCAAAGGAAUCAAAGUCUCUAAUAGCUGUAAGUUUGGAAGAGACAGUCGAAGUAGCACACCGAUCAACAAGACGUUUAUUAAUAACAGUACUUCCAAGAGAAUGGCUUUACCAAGUAGAGCACGUGUUUAUGCUGAUGUAAAUUCACAUAAACCAAGAGAAUACUGGGAUUAUGAAUCUUAUGUUGUCGACUGGGGGCAACAAGAUGAUUACCAGUUAGUAAGAAAAUUGGGCAGGGGUAAAUAUAGUGAAGUAUUUGAGGCCAUAAAUGUUACAAACAAUGAAAAUUGCGUUGUAAAAAUAUUAAAGCCUGUUAAAAAGAAGAAAAUAAAAAGGGAGAUAAAAAUUUUAGAAAAUCUUAAAGGUGGGACCAACAUAAUUACACUCCAAGCAGUUGUCAAAGAUCCAGUCUCAAGAACACCGGCAUUGAUUUUUGAACAUGUCAACAACACAGAUUUCAAGCAAUUAUACCAGACGUUAACUGACUACGACAUAAGAUACUACCUCUACGAAUUAUUAAAAGCGCUAGACUAUUGUCACAGUAUGGGAAUUAUGCACAGAGAUGUAAAACCGCAUAAUGUUAUGAUAGAUCAUGAAAAUCGAAAAUUACGGUUGAUCGACUGGGGAUUAGCAGAGUUUUAUCAUCCUGGUCAAGAAUAUAAUGUACGAGUAGCUUCCCGCUAUUUCAAAGGCCCAGAAUUGCUCGUAGAUUAUCAAAUGUACGAUUAUUCAUUAGAUAUGUGGUCAUUAGGCUGCAUGCUCGCUAGUAUGAUAUUCAGGAAAGAACCAUUUUUUCAUGGACACGAUAACUAUGACCAACUAGUUCGAAUUGCAAAAGUUCUCGGGACUGAAGAGCUGUUUGAAUAUCUUGACAAGUAUCAUAUUGAACUGGAUCCUCGUUUCAACGAUAUUUUAGGCCGACAUUCACGUAAGCGUUGGGAACGUUUUGUACAUUCGGAAAAUCAACAUCUAGUGUCUCCGGAUAGUUUGGAUUUUCUCGACAAACUUUUACGCUAUGAUCAUUAUGAAAGAUUAACUGCACGUGAAGCAAUGGAACAUCCUUAUUUUUAUCCUAUAGUAAAAGAACAGGGUCGUUUGCCCAUGGUGUCAUCAUCACCUACUCCCAUGGCAGGCUCAGUGCCUGUAGGUGAGUAGCGGCCCAGAUUAUCGUGGCGUAACAAUGAGCAACGUAUCGGUUCAUGGAAUAAACGGAUUGGAGGGCAUAGAAGAAAUUGGAAGUGGGUGUUUGACUCUUUCAGAAGAACCUCAACUUUUAUAAAUUCAGCAAUUCUGAACAGCAAUUUUCAACCGAGUCCCAAUCCACUACAGAAUGUAACAAUACAACAUAUAUUUCGUAUCGCCAAGUAUAUUCUCUGUACGAAAAUCAUUCUGGUUUGUAGCAAUAGCUUCAUCAAUCCAAACAUCAUUAAGACUGAAGCAUUUCAUUUUGCUGUGUUUUCUUUAAAAAGAUAUAACUAUUUAAAAUUUGCGAUGUACUUAGAGAAUCACGAGAGAUUAGGAUUCUGGUAUAAAAUUUAUUACAUAAAGAUACAUGCUCCGUAUUGGCUGGUGUGCAUGCGAUGUCAAAGGUAGCACAUUACUUAUCUCUGUUUUAUGAUUUGCAAUGCGCUCCUCUGUUUCAAUAUUUUUUCCAAUGUUGCUAUUAUUAUCAUGUUUUAUAAAUGCAUAAAGAUAUAACUAGAUUCAUUUUCAUUUAAAAUUAUUCAUGGAUGCGCGCAGUGACGAAGACUUUUAAACGAUCACCUUUAUUUGCAUUCACAUGUGCACUCAUACACAACGGACAUAACAUACAUAUGUACAUUACACUCUAUACAUACAUACAAACACACAAUCACGUUUGUACACGUACAUUAAACAAUUCGGUUUAGUACUUUUAACAAUAAAAAUGUUCAUUUAUAUCUGAUGCAACAAUAGUUGAAUAAAAUAUUUGUUAUAGCCAAGUA